AAAACCCUUUGGCUUUGACAGCAACCGCCACAAGUCUUUCCGCCUUCCCAGCCUGGAUGGAGCUGGGGGAUUAUGGGGGCCUGAUCAGAAAAUGAAGGUUGUAGGAGCCUAGAGCCCCAAGCAGCCCCUGCCACCUCCCCUACCCGCCUGCUCAUGCUGACGUCUACCAAGAGGACAAGAAAAAAAAUCUAUCCGCUCAACAUGCCCAGCACUCUUACCCUUCAGGGGCCCUGAGCUUCCCCCUUCUAGAUGCCUGAUGGGGCUGCAUGCCUGUCUAGAUGUGGCACUGGGCACUCUCUCUUGCACUCAGGAGAUUUCUUUCUCUGUCCUACUUCCAAAGCCUGAAGCAUGAGGGCAGCUGAGUGAUCCUGUUGGGUGUGGGAUCCUAAUGCCCCUGGGCUCCCUUUCCUAAGAAGCCUGCCCAUCACCACCACCCAAAGAGUUGGGGAGUGGGGAGGGGGUGAGAAGAAAGGGGGAGGAGAGGGAUCUAGAGAGGGACUGAGAGGGUUGGGGGCAUCAUGGCUCAAGCCCUGCCCUGGGUCUUGCUGUGGAUGGGCUCAGGGGUGUUGUGCACCCAGCCAGGAAUCCGGCUCCCCCUGAAGAGUGGACUCUCCUUGGGUCUCCGGCUGCCUCGGGAGGCCAUCGAGGAACUGGAUGAGUCCAGCCGCAGAAGCAGUUUUGUAGAGAUGGUGGACAACCUGAGAGGCAAGUCUGGUCAAGGCUACUACGUGGAAAUGACAGUGGGCAGUCCUCCACAGACGCUCAACAUCCUAGUGGACACAGGCAGCAGUAACUUUGCAGUAGGAGCUGCCCCUCACCCUUUCUUACAUCGAUACUACCGGAGACAGCUAUCCAGCACCUAUCGAGACUUACGGAAGGGUGUAUACGUGCCCUACACCCAAGGCAAGUGGGAGGGCGAGCUGGGCACUGACCUAGUAAGCAUCCCUCAUGGCCCAAAUGUCACCGUACGUGCCAACAUUGCUGCCAUCACUGAGUCUGACAAGUUCUUCAUCAAUGGCUCUAACUGGGAGGGCAUCCUGGGACUGGCUUAUGCUGAGAUUGCCAGGCCCGAUGAGAGCCUGGAGCCCUUCUUUGACUCUCUGGUGAAGCAGACCCAAGUACCCAACCUCUUCUCCCUACAGCUGUGUGGCACGGGCUUCCCAAGCCUCAACCAGUCUGAGGCAAUGGCCUCAGUUGGCGGGAGCAUGAUCAUUGGGGGCAUUGACCAUUCCCUAUAUGUGGGCAGUCUGUGGUACACACCGAUCCGACGAGAAUGGUACUAUGAAGUUGUCAUUGUUCGGGUGGAGAUCAAUGGGCAGGACCUGAAAAUGGACUGUAAGGAGUACAACUAUGACAAGAGUAUUGUGGACAGUGGCACCACCAACCUGAGACUGCCCAAGAAAGUGUUUGAGGCUGCAGUCAAGUCCAUCAAGACAGCCUCCUCGACAGAGAAAUUCCCAGAUGGCUUCUGGCUAGGGGAGCAGCUGGUGUGCUGGCAAGCUGGCACUACCCCCUGGAACAUCUUCCCAGUCAUCUCACUCUACCUAAUGGGUGAAGUCACUAAUCAGUCCUUCCGAAUCACCAUUCUGCCACAGCAAUACCUAAGGCCAGUGGAGGACGUUGCCACGUCUCAAGAUGACUGCUACAAGUUUGCCAUCUCACAAUCAUCCACGGGCACUGUUAUGGGAGCUGUGAUCAUGGAAGGCUUCUACGUUGUCUUUGACAGAGCCCACAAACGAAUUGGCUUUGGUGUCAGUGCCUGCCACGUGCACGACGAGUUCCGGACAGCAGCAGUGGAAGGCCCCUUUGUUAUCGCAGACAUGGAGGACUGUGGCUACAACAUUCCACAGACAGAUGAGUCGACCCUCAUGACCAUCGCCUACGUCAUGGCCGCCAUCUGUGCUCUCUUCAUGCUUCCACUCUGCCUCAUGGUGUGCCAGUGGCGCUGCCUCCGCUGCCUGCGCCGCCAGCAGGAUGACUUUGCUGAUGACAUCUCUCUGCUCAAGUGAGGGGCCCUCCAGGCCUCAUAGGCCCUCUAUGGCUGUCUACUCUGGCCACAGGCAGGAGACAUGGAGACAGAACAUGUGACCAGAGCACCUCAGGACCCUUACCCACCAGCCUGCCUAUCUUGACAGAGAACCAGAAGAUACUGGCAAGGUGCGUCCCACAGGGAUAAUGUCUUUAGAAGGGGGAAGAGGAAAGAAGGAAGCUCUCCAAUGGCAGGAAAUCCUUUGGUCACUUCAAACCUCAGCUAGGAAAUUUUCUGCUGCUUGAAACUUCAUCCCUAAAAAUUUCACCACCUCACCUACUUCUCCUCAAUCCAAAUCCUUCUUUCCCUUAUUCCCAGAAUUGGUACCAUACCCAGCCUUUGCCCUGCUGGUGUCCUGGGAUUAGACAUGGCCCGCCCUGGUUCUCCUCUUCAGCAGGGGUUAAUGUAUAAUAGCCCCUUAUUUUUGUGUAGAACCCACAUAAAAAAAAACCCUAAUUUGACUACAGGGGUGAAUUUUUUAAAAUUUGUGAAUAGACUGGGGUAUUUAAGUGAUUUUUAUUGGGGGUGGGGGGAAGAGAGGACAAGCAAUGGUAAGAAUGGCAGAUAGAGAGAGAAAGAAGUUAAGGAAAAACAGUAAAUGGGAAGACAGUCUCAGUUUUAGGCCUUGCCAUCGACAUAGGAUACCAUCUCAUAUAGCUCAAACAGGAAGACCCCAAUUUGGUAAGGCACUCCAGCUGUCACGAAUGAACCAGACUGGCCCCUUAACACUAUGGCCAUUGACACUCCCUUUCCUAUUCCUCCUGACUGACUUCAAGGUAAAACUCAGAAGAAAUCCUUGCAAAAUUUGACCAGAGUCCUCAACAUCUGCCUUCAGGAAAGAGCAACCAGAUUGCAAAUCAAAUAUCUCCUCCUGAGGUCUACUUGGCAAAUGACUUUUUUCACUGCCUGGACUCUGUUCUCAGAGCACUGCUAAGACUUCCCAACUUCCUCCCUUUAUUUCAUGCCCACAGACAGAAUAAAUGAAACAAGGCAGAG
This is a messenger RNA of Phascolarctos cinereus (koala), 3025 nucleotides long. RefSeq names its product beta-secretase 1 (gene BACE1). Gene Ontology annotation, cellular component: endosome; trans-Golgi network; plasma membrane. Gene Ontology annotation, molecular function: aspartic-type endopeptidase activity. Gene Ontology annotation, biological process: membrane protein ectodomain proteolysis; amyloid-beta metabolic process. NCBI's taxonomy places the organism in Eukaryota, Metazoa, Chordata, Mammalia, Diprotodontia, Phascolarctidae. The record is from RefSeq and is a predicted model, not a curated record.